Pecten maximus is the source of this 591-nucleotide messenger RNA. Its product is annotated as circumsporozoite protein-like. Bases 1 to 591 code for a protein of 196 amino acids. The record is from RefSeq and is a predicted model, not a curated record. Lineage: Eukaryota; Metazoa; Mollusca; Bivalvia; Pectinida; Pectinidae. The transcript has a single exon.
AUGACACCUAACAUGACACCUAACAUGACACCCAGCAGGACACCUAACAUGACACCCAGCAGGACACCUAACAUGAGACCUAACAUGACACCUAACAUGGCACCUAACAUGACAACCAGCAGGACACCAAACAUGACACCUAACAUGAGACCUAACACGACACCUAACAUGACACCUAACAUGACACCUAACAUGACACCUAACAUGACACCUAACAUGACACCCAGCAGGACACCUAACAUGACACCUAACAUGACACCUAGCAGGACACCUAACAUGACACCUAACACGACACCUAACAUGACACCUAACAUGACACCUAACACGACACCUAACAUGACACCGAACAUGACACCCAGCAGGACACCAAUCAUGACACCUAACAUGACAACCAGCAGGACACCUAACAUGACACCUAACAUGACACCCAGCAGGACACCUAACAUGACACCCAGCAGGACACCCAGCACGACACUACAACAGAACGCCCAGCUGGACACCCUGUCCGGUAACAACAUAAUGACAAUUGGCGAAACAGUUCCCCACUCAAAGGAUGCUAAACCUAACUCUGAACGGACUAACCAAUCCUAA